Sycon ciliatum is the source of this 2219-nucleotide messenger RNA. RefSeq lists its product as uncharacterized. The record is from RefSeq and is a predicted model, not a curated record. The transcript is spliced from 5 exons. NCBI's taxonomy places the organism in Eukaryota, Metazoa, Porifera, Calcarea, Leucosolenida, Sycettidae. The coding region runs from base 239 to 1366 and encodes 375 amino acids.
AUUUGCCAUCGCCGUGGCCAGGUAUCAAGGCAUGAUACCUUCUUGAAGUUGAAGCAUCGGCACGGUGGUUAUCUUUUCCACCCACCGCUAGACAACUUCAGGACGCCCAAUCCACCUGGAUAGGUCUUUGUCGCUCCCAGCUCGAUUAGGCGCACCCAGAUCCAAGAAGCUGCCGAGCUCCAGAAAAUCUCUCUUCCCGUCUUAUUUCCAAUUCAGGCAGGGGGAGUUACUCUAAUCAAUGUGUUCCUUGCAAGAAGGACACACUGUCGAAAUGGCCGUUGUUCUUCAAUCUGGCAACACUGUUGGUCUGCGUGCGGAUGGUCGACCAUUGCCAGCGCCUCGACCCACGCCUCGGAAGCUCGAGUCGACAAAAUCGCUGAGCGGAGUAGCACGUGCUGGCUUGAACGGCAAAGUUGCGUUGUCCAAGCAAGCGUCGUUUGCUUGCGGCGGUCCUUCGUCCUAUUUUGCCACUACUGCUAUCAAGGACGCGUCAGAAAACCGAAACGGAAAUGGUGCAGCUGGUGGCAGAGCACCACCACCCGCAGUCAAACCUAGACCUAAAGGAAAUGGAGCUGUCACGGUGGACAAGCCCAAAGUGGCACCACCGCCCGUAAAGAAGAAGCCACCGGUGGCUGCUCCGCCGAGUGCAGCAGCUGCCAGUCAAGGCCACGCACCCGUACCCGCUCCAGCGAACGCUGCACCUUCGAUGACUAGACACACACCGCCGUCAGCGCAUAGUCCCGAUCCGCAAGCAUCUCCCAGCAGAAAACCAAGGCCACCGCCACCGACGCGCCACCAGUCGCUGGCAUUCGCUGAUGAGAGUAAGCCACCCCCGCAAGCUGCGACACGUCCCGCGGUUUCUCCUGUCUCGGUGAAGAAAGCCGCGGAGAUGGUAAUAGCCGAUAGCUAUCAUCCACCUCCACCGCCGCCAUCGUCCGUUGUCAGCACACAGCCAGAAGCAGAAGAACUGCCACCGCCACCAGCGGUCAUGAUCGAAGAACCUCUCCCGCCGCCGCCACCGUCAAUGGAAACAACGCCAGCGCACUCCACGCAAGAGUCGCCACGGGCGCGCGCCGGUACCGGCCCCUCAGUGCAGUCUCCUCCGGGCAUUGCGCCGCGGCCGCGAAACCGCAGCCAGACGUUCACGACCAACGCUCCACCGCCCGCCACCGUCGCAUCUUCCGUCGCAACCGAGCCGAUAUCCCUGCCUCCCCUGGAGCCCAUGCCGAUCAGAAAGCCGUCCAUUGACCUGGAGAAGUACGACGAGAUCGAGUCCAUGAUCUCCGGGCUGAUGCUGGAUCUGGACGACCGGGAUUUCUUCACCAAGGCGCUGGAGGAAUACUCGGAUGAUGUCAGUACGGUAUGAAAUGGCACUGUAAAUCACUCUGCCCGCACACCUCAGAACGCGUGCGCACACUCGUACUUGUGGGCUACUUGCUAAGAUGGGAUGUGAAUGAACAACCCAGUUUUUGUCCAGUCAGCGUGCGCACCUUGUGUAAAGGUUUCCGGGCUGAAAAACUUCUGCUCCGCUGGCAACUUGAUGCCGUCGGCCGUUGCGCAUACCGGACGUGCAACGAGAUAUCCUUGAAAGUGUUGCACAACACCCCUUCCGCACAGGUUGAGGGAAGGAAGAACAUGCAUAUAACACUCCCCUCCAAACAUCCUCGAGUGCUUGACUUGUGGCGACAACGACAAUGAUCUAUGUAUGGACCGGAAGAAGUCACAGACAACGACCGUAUCAGCCUGAACUAAUAUAGUCUGAGUCCCAUGUGUACGCUUUGUGCUGAUAGUGUGUUAGUGAUUGACCUGCAUGACAUUGUACCUCUUCAAAGUAACUGAUAUCCGCAUGGCCCUGUACCCCUGUAGUACUGAGCCGACCUAUGGCUAUCUAAAUACAAUCAUGUACAUAGAACAAUCGUAUCACUCACUGUGCUCAUGCAGACCGAGCUGAGUAAUAUGCUGCUGCAGUUUUCACAAACCGCAGGGCCAUUUCCCCAACAAACAGUGCCAGGCUGACUUUAUCUUGCGCAACGGACAUCUUUUGAUAUGUUGCUUCAUCACAAGAGUGAAGAGUACUUUCAAGACGUGCUUUUGUUGGCGGAUCGAUGUAAUGGUGCUUUUUUUUUUAAGCCGCAGUAUUUGCCUCUAGCUCUGUGCCUGGCUGUCACACCAUGGUGCGUUUGUAUGACACUUGACAGAAGUACUCAUCAAAAAACAGA